AUGGCUAAAGUUGAAAUAUUGACGUUCAAAGAUUACAAAAAGGCUGCCCGGACGCUUCUCAAGGCGUUCGACGACGAUAACGUCGACAGAUACCUUACACGGCAUUUGGAGGAUCAACCAGAACUCAAGGAGAAAUGCGACCUUCUUCUCUAUGAAGCAUACGUGUAUUCACAUAUGUUGAAAGGAAUGGUAGUUGGAGUGAAAGGAGAUGACAGUGAAAACAAAGACUCGUUUGAAACGGUCUCAAUUUGGGUCACCCCGGAUACACGUGAUAUAGAUGAUUAUAUCACGAUGCUCCGAAGUGGAUAUGCUAAAUUGGCAUGGCUGACAGGGGCCGAGGGCCGGAGAAGAGUUUUUCACGACAUGUUUAGGACACUUGCGGAGAAUUUAGAUGAUAUUAUGGCCGUGGAUCCGGACAGAGAUAACAUGUGGACGCUGGUUUAUCUUGGUUCUACACCCAAAGCAAGGGGCCACGGCAAUGUUCGAGCCAUUAUGGAUUAUAUGUUUAAGAAUUACAUUGAUCCAAAAGAUUCCAUAACGUAUUUGGAGAGUUCUGCAUUAAGAAAUGUUCCUAUCUAUGAACGAUUCGGAUUCAGAUGCGUGGCUGAUGAAUGGUUGGGAGAUAAAAACGCUACUAUUGAUAAGGCUCGAAUGGAUGUGAUGAUCCGUGGACCUAAGGGAAAGAAGUGGAAGUUUUUGGAGGAGACUCGAAAGAGAAGAGGAUAUGUGAUUCCUGAUGAAUCUGGAGAGGAGGUAGGUAAGCAAGAAGUAACUAAGUAA
Messenger RNA from Brettanomyces nanus, 780 nucleotides. RefSeq lists its product as uncharacterized. The record is from RefSeq and is a predicted model, not a curated record. NCBI's taxonomy places the organism in Eukaryota, Fungi, Ascomycota, Pichiomycetes, Pichiales, Pichiaceae. Bases 1 to 780 code for a protein of 259 amino acids. The transcript has a single exon.